Messenger RNA from Phytophthora nicotianae INRA-310, 1015 nucleotides. RefSeq lists its product as hypothetical. The transcript has a single exon. The coding region runs from base 485 to 916 and encodes 143 amino acids. NCBI's taxonomy places the organism in Eukaryota, Oomycota, Peronosporomycetes, Peronosporales, Peronosporaceae. The record is from RefSeq and is a predicted model, not a curated record.
AGAAAGUGCCACACCCGAGAGAUUACAAUCGCAACGAUCCUCUCACGUAUCAUCGGGUUCCGGUCUUACUUCGUCUCCAGCACCCGAACGUGAAAGCAGAGCAAGGGUUAUUAUGGAGCAGCCCGAGCUUUUAGCACCUUACGUAUCGCUAACAGCAGUGGACAGGCCCACAUCCCCGGUCCAACAGCAAGUGAGUGCAACGGCAGCAACGGCCUUGACCGCAGUGCAAGCCGAACCUGCUGUACCACACCGUCCAAAGAAGUUGUGCGUAGGAGAAACGGUUUCAGCUUGUAGUCCGACCUAUUAUCAAGAAUACGGUUGGUCAGCGUGAUUCCUCUGGCAACACACUUGAUGAUUUCGUUGCUAAUGGAGACACGUUCGGGGAAAUCAUUCAAAAGAUCUGGGAUGCAUUUAUCCAGCACGUGAAAGGCCGAGCCAUUAAGCUAGGAGAAAGUUGGUCGCAAGAACACCCUACACAAUUGGCAUGGACAAAAGUGAUGCAGGUAAGCUCAACAAUCACCUUGUGGACAACACCAAGUCCAAACAGGCAUGGAAUCAGUGGCUGGUUUCGUCACGUGGGAAGACCGUUAAACUUCUCAUCUUCGAAUAUGGACUGGCGAUAUCAAAAGCUAAAGACCUGGAGCAAUUUUUGGUUACCUGCAUCAGACCUGAGCAUACGGAUCGUGCUGGAGCUACAGCAGAAUGUUCCCAUCGCGAAGUUGCAGAGAAGUUAGAAGAGCACUGGCGCUCUACCUUUGAUACAUCGACAAUCGGAUGGCGCCUCAGGGCAAAUCACAUCACUCGUAACCUCAACCGCUCUACUUGGCAGGAGCACGUUACAGACCCUCAUUCAUCUACUGCGUGCUCCACGUUGACAAGUCCAGCAACGGGCACAAGGCCUUAUAAAAUCGGGUGAAAUGGCUUUAAAUUGCGUGGAAAGCUGUUUGGCUGGCAAUGGAGAAGUUCGGCGAGACGUCAACGCUUGAGCGCUGCGAUUGGAGGCACACCAGAAAAA